Messenger RNA from Populus euphratica (Euphrates poplar), 1000 nucleotides. RefSeq lists its product as uncharacterized. Bases 86 to 979 code for a protein of 297 amino acids. Lineage: Eukaryota; Viridiplantae; Streptophyta; Magnoliopsida; Malpighiales; Salicaceae. Gene Ontology annotation, molecular function: actin binding. The record is from RefSeq and is a predicted model, not a curated record. The transcript is spliced from 2 exons.
UUCAAGAUUCUUAGCGUCCAUCCUUUGUUUUUUUUGCCUGUUCUUAAAGCCCAGAGAGAGAGUAGCUUGAGAACACAUCUGUCCAAUGGAAAUCAUCGAGGCUUCUUCAUGUUCUUUUGCUCCAGGUGAUCGUGAUAGCCCCCGACAUUCCCAGUGGCUUCAGAAAACUCUAUCAGACAUGAACGAGAGAAUGAAAGCCAUGAUGACUCUUUUGGAAGAAGAUGGCGAUUCUUUAGAUAGAGUUGCCAGUCGUUGCAAAAGAAGGCUGGAGCUUGUUCAAAUGCUAGAAGAGUUCAACAGAUCUUAUCGCCAUUUAGCUGAAACAUGUGACAGGUUGAGUUCUAAAUUCCUUGUCAAAGAUUCAGGGCCUGCACCUUUGCAUUCCACAAUUGACAGUAACAAGGAUACACCAAUAGAAAGCUCUGAUAAUUCUAACUCCGAGAUUUUAGAUUCCCACCCUCAAUACGUUGUUGAAGAUCCUGAGAUCAAAUGUGACAGCACUAACUUCGACGUUGAAUACCUGGACAAACUAGUGGAUGAACUGAUGUUGACUGAAGAAUGCAAGAUGAAAUUAAAAGCGAAACGUGAAAUUAGAGAAAAUCAAAUGGAUAAGAAAGGCAGAGACUUUUUCCGAGUAGAAAGUAUCAGUACGAAUAUGAAUGAUUAUGGCGAAGUUCAGGCUACUGCAAGAGACUUCUCAGAGGGUAGUGGUUUCGAGUGGGACAAUACAUGGUGUGAACUCAAGUUUCAAAUCACAAACCUUAUGGAGGAAAAUCUGCAGCACCAGGCCGAGUUAGCAAGGAGAAACAUUGAAAAGAAACUGGUAAUUGAUAAGCUCCGGCUACAGCUAGAACAUUUGAAGGCUGAGAACAGGUCCCUCCAGGGCUGCAUCAGCUGUUCAAAAGACGGAGAGAAGCGCAACUCAUUGCAGAGAAGAGGACUGCUCUCGGGUAAGUUUUUUGGAGGAGGUUGUACAUGAAUUGUCAUUUGACUCAUUUCC